This is a messenger RNA of Brettanomyces nanus, 792 nucleotides long. RefSeq lists its product as uncharacterized. The record is from RefSeq and is a predicted model, not a curated record. NCBI's taxonomy places the organism in Eukaryota, Fungi, Ascomycota, Pichiomycetes, Pichiales, Pichiaceae. Bases 1 to 792 code for a protein of 263 amino acids. Gene Ontology annotation, molecular function: 2 iron, 2 sulfur cluster binding. The transcript has a single exon.
AUGGGUUUGAUUGAAAUACAAUCGAAAGAAAAGUUUUCUGACUUGACCUCCGUCAAGGACAAACUCAUAGCCUUAUAUUUUCAUACUCCAUGGGCUUCCCCAUGUAUCCAGAUGAACAAGGUGAUAUCAACAUUAGCAGACUCGCCUCAGAACAAGCAUAUUGACUUUCUCUCCAUUAACGCAGAUAAUUUCCCGGAAAUUUCGGAUUUGUUUGAUAUCUCAGCCGUCCCUUACUUUGUGUUAGUCAAGAAUGGAACCAUUUUGAAAGAGUUGAGUGGUGCUGAUCCGAAGGAGUUUGCUUCUGCCCUUGAACAGUUGGGAGGCAAUGAACAGGAAAUUGAAACAAAUCAGGCUGAUUCCUCUGUAUCCAAGGAAAAAAGUUCUUCCGUAUUUGACUAUGUCAGUUCUGCUACAAAUAACCAGGAUGCUGCACCUGCUGCAGUCGCUUUGGAAGAGGAAAGUCCGGAACAGCUGAAAGCAAGACUUAGAAAGUUAACCACAGCCGCUCCAAUCAUGCUCUUCAUGAAGGGAACCCCAUCUGCUCCUCAAUGUGGGUUUUCCAGACAGUUGGUGGCAAUUCUUAGAGAGCAUCAAGUGAGAUUCGGCUUCUUUGAUAUCCUUAAAGAUGAUACUGUUAGACAAGGUUUAAAGAAAUUCAGUGACUGGCCUACAUAUCCUCAACUUUAUGUUGGAGGAAACUUUCAGGGUGGCUUGGAUAUUAUCAAAGAGAGUUUAAGUGAAAAUGAACACUUCUUUGAGACUGCUUUAGUAGAAGCCAACAAUACUAAUUAG